AUGAAGAUGGAUCGGUAUCCCGUCCAGCAUGGGGAGGUCCAAAAACAAGCGCUUCGCGAUUCGUUGAUAGCAAAGAAGGAAGCUGCAGCGAAGGAGGAAAAGGCAGAGAAACAAGAACAGCAGAGACCUGCACUACGCAGAAACACAAACGAUUUGUUACGAGCGCUCGAUGCGCCUGGAACGGGGCGACGCUCCGCUUCGUUACGGGAGCGCCAGCCGGAGAAGAAUGUUGAUGUGAAUUCCAGCAGACCAGCGAAAAACCUUCGAUGGACCGACUGGGAUUGCCCAAGAUGCCAAUACUUUUGUUUCGGGAGAAACAUGAACUGUCCACGCUGUAAUGCCCCAAGACCGAUAGCGGACACGCCAGCUCCGAAGUCACCUCGUCAGCUAAAACAAGAGGAGAACGCCUCAAAGAUUCGGAGGCUGGGCAAGUCGUUGCAGUCAGAAUAUGGAACCCAAAGCACAGAACGCCGUCCCAGGGAGGCAAGCGCAAAGGAGGGAUCUAACAGAGACCGGGCGUUUGAGCGAUACCUAGCGAACAAAGGACGCAAGACCGAGUAUCCACCUGCACCAACUGAACAAAAGACGCAGUCAAUGGCGGAACAGCAAAAUUCGGAUGCUGGAGAUGUGGGUUCAGAGACCCGCGGUGUCGACCGCCAAGCUUCUGGAGAAGUUAGCAAAUCAUCCAAACAGGAGGCAGACCCAUGGACAUGGGACCAGUCAGCCCUGGAGAAACUUCAACAGGCAUAUGAGGCGGAAGGUCAGAGUGGGCAAAAGCCGAAGCGGUGGGAAGGUCGCAAGCAACGAGAAGAUGAUAUUGAGGACGAGGAAUUUGACCCAGAAGACGACCGCCGCCGUCGCCGCGAGGAACGUAAGCGCCAGAAGAAAGAGAAGGCCCGGCAGAAGGAGCUCGAGGCGAUGGCUCCCAGCCCUCUUUACCUUCCGGAAUUCAUCAGCAUCAGCAACCUUGCUGAUGUCAUUGGUGUGCGACCGGCACUAUUUAUUCGGAGGAUGGAAGAAAUGGGAUUUGAAGAUGUCUCGUACAGCCAUAUUCUCGAUGCUGAAACGGCAGGCUUGAUCGCGAGCGAGUACAACUUUGAGCCUAUCUUCGAGACCGAAGAUCAGGACCUGGUUGCUGCUCCCGAGCCAGAAGACAAGUCCAUUUUGCCGCAUAGGCCACCCGUAGUGACGAUUAUGGGUCACGUCGAUCACGGCAAAACCACUAUUCUGGACUGGCUGCGAAAGUCGUCUGUCGCCGCAUCGGAGCACGGGGGUAUCACACAGCACAUCGGUGCAUUCUCCGUAGCUAUGCCUUCGGGCAAGACUAUCACCUUCUUGGACACACCUGGCCAUGCAGCGUUCCUGGAUAUGCGUCGUCGCGGUGCGAAUGUAACCGACAUCGUCGUGCUGGUGGUUGCUGCGGACGACAGUGUCAAACCACAGACUAUUGAGGCCAUCAAGCACGCGAGAGAAUCCAACGUUCCCAUCAUUGUCGCUAUCAGCAAGAUCGACAAAGAAGGUAUCAACCCAGAAAAGGUCAAGCAAGACCUGUCCCUACAUGGUGUCCACGUGGAGGACUACGGGGGCGAUGUCCAGGCUAUCGGGGUGAGCGGGAAAACGGGCCAGGGAAUGUUGGAACUCGAGGAGGCUAUCGUCACCCUCUCCGAAGUUCUUGACCAUCGAGCCGACGACGCUGGAGCGGUGGAGGGCUGGGUGAUUGAAGCUACAACGAAGAGCUAUGGACGUGUUGCGACGGCUCUCAUCAGACGUGGGACUCUGCGACCGGGUGAAAUUAUCGUUGCUGGUACAACGUGGGCUCGUGUUCGCACGCUUCGCAAUGAAGCCGGGGUCGCCGUCUCCGAGGCUACUCCCGGCAUGCCGGUGGAAAUUGAUGGUUGGAGGGAGCAGCCCUCCGCCGGUACCGAGAUUCUUCAGGCAGAGGACGAGCAGCAUGCCAAGGACGUUGUGGAGUACCGCCAGGAGAAGUCAGAGACUCAGAGAUUGAGUGAGGACACAUCGGCCAUCAACGAAGCGCGUCGAGAACAGCAGGAAAAGCGACGGCAAGAGGAGAACGAAGGGGAGGAAGCUUUGGAUGGCGACCAGCAGGCAUCCGGACCCAAACCAGUGCAUUUCAUCAUCAAGGCCGAUGUUGGCGGUUCUGCGGAGGCGGUGCUCAACUCGGUGACGGCCAUUGGCAACAACGAAGUCUACGCCAAUGUGCUUCGCUCCGAGGUUGGACCCAUCAGUGAGUUUGACAUUGAGCAUGCGGCCACAGCAAGCGGCAACAUCAUCUCUUUCAAUAUGCCGAUCGACCCUGCCAUGUCCCGAAUGGCGGAACUGCGGGGGGUCAAAAUCAUGGAUCACAACAUCAUCUACAAGCUCAUGGAUGAAGUCAAGGCGACGCUCAGUGAGCAACUGGCGCCAUCGGUCAAACAGCGUGUCACGGGUGAAGCAGAAGUUGGUCAGAUCUUUGAGAUCACCCUCAAGGGAAGAGAGAAGGUUGCUAUUGCGGGAUGCAAAGUCCGUAAUGGUGUGAUCAACCGGGCUAGGAAGGUUCGAGUGUUGAGGGGACAGGACACGAUCUAUGAUGGCUCGAUUGCAUCGCUGAAGAACGUCAAGAAGGACGUGACCGAAAUGCGCAAAGACACGGAAUGUGGUAUCGGCUUCGAAGGCUGGACCGACUUUGCUGUUGGUGAUCACAUCCAGUGCUACGAAGAGAUCUAUGAGAAGAGAUAUCUCUAA
Molecule: messenger RNA, 2742 nt
Organism: Aspergillus thermomutatus
Lineage: Eukaryota; Fungi; Ascomycota; Eurotiomycetes; Eurotiales; Aspergillaceae
Product: translation initiation factor 2
Exons: 3
Coding region: 1-2742 (913 amino acids)
Biological process (GO): translational initiation
Molecular function (GO): translation initiation factor activity; GTPase activity; GTP binding
Source: RefSeq, a predicted model, not a curated record